CCCGGAGAACACAUCCAUAUUCGAAACCGUAAAGUACAAUCAUCUCAUCAGGGUCAUCAUCGCGCUUAUUGAACGAAAUAAAGCCGGUCUUCGGUCGCUCGAGGGUGAACAGUGCAUUGCGAAGCAGCAAACAGGACAGGUCGAAUUUUGGCAAAAAUCAGCAAACCGUGAGCAAUCGAGCAAAGAGACCCCAGACCCCUUUCGAAGUCUACAAAAAUGCGUGUUGCAAUCAUCAUUUUCGCUAUUCUGGCGGUCGUUUGUGCCUUGCCGGCCGAGAAAAAUGCCAAAUGCAAACAAGUGUGUACCGCUGACUAUACGCCCGUUUGUGGCGUACCUAAGGAUGGUAAGGGUAGUACUAUCACCUUUGGGAACAGUUGCGUAAUGGAAAAGGUCAACUGUGAAUCCAAUAAAGAUUACAUUGUAAAGAGUCAGGGAGAGUGUGGAGACAAGAGCCCAGUACGCCUUUCCUGAGUCCCUGGUCUGCCCAAACUGAUCCGGUAAAUUCUUCUUGUACUAUUCAUAAAAAAAUGCUGCUGUGUACGGUCCCAGCACACUGGACGAUUCACUUCUCUGUUAACCUUGACAAUAAAAAAACACUGUUAACAACC
This is a messenger RNA of Anopheles darlingi, 608 nucleotides long. Its product is annotated as turripeptide OL11-like. Lineage: Eukaryota; Metazoa; Arthropoda; Insecta; Diptera; Culicidae. The record is from RefSeq and is a predicted model, not a curated record. The transcript is spliced from 3 exons. Gene Ontology annotation, molecular function: protein binding. The coding region runs from base 217 to 471 and encodes 84 amino acids.